Penicillium cinerascens is the source of this 1609-nucleotide messenger RNA. RefSeq lists its product as uncharacterized. The transcript is spliced from 5 exons. The record is from RefSeq and is a predicted model, not a curated record. Gene Ontology annotation, molecular function: metal ion binding. NCBI's taxonomy places the organism in Eukaryota, Fungi, Ascomycota, Eurotiomycetes, Eurotiales, Aspergillaceae. The coding region runs from base 41 to 1609 and encodes 522 amino acids.
UCUUGCUCGAUUGGAUGGUUUCGGAUCACGCCUUCCUCUUAUGCUGCAUGGGACAGGCGUAUGCCUUCCCAGAGACCUUGUCAAGAUGUUGAGGGAAUCGGAUAUAGAUUCCUUGCAUGACCACCUCGCAUCCUUGUCUGUGGAGAACAAAAAGCACAAUGACAAUCUUCAGAACCUGCUCAGCCAGUUCCAAAGCCUUCUGUCAGACUACAGCUCUCUGAAAAGCGACUACGAGGAAGUGAAAGAGGGCCGGGAGAAGUACAAACGACAGGCUCGUGGUCAGGAGCGGAACCCAUUUGUACUGGUUCUCGUUGAUGGAGAUGGCUACCUUUUCAAGGAGCGCUUUCUCAAGGCCGGCAGCGAGGGCGGAAUCGAUGCGGCCCGCGAGCUGAGCGAUUCCGUGAAAGAGCUAAUGCACUCCACUAUGGGACUGCAAGCAGAGAACUGCCGUGUCAUGGUCCGUGUUUACGCCAAUAUGCUGGGACUGUCAAAGGUCCUUGCCCGCGCUGGCAUGGUAGGCCACGAGGCUCGCUCCCUCUCACCCUUCGCCUCGGGCUUCAACCGCGCAGAGGGUCUGUUCGAUUUUGUUGAUGCCGCCGACAAGAGAGAAGGCAGUGAUUUCAAGAUCAGAGAGAUGUUUCGCCUAUUUGUGGAUCUCAAUCAAUGUCGGCAUAUCUACUUUGCCGGAUGUCAUGACACGGGCUUUGGCUUCCUACUGACCCCUCAUCGGGGCAGUGACAAAAUCACUCUUAUCAAAGCCGCCUCUUUCCACCGCGAAUUCGAAGGGUUUGAUCUACCGAUCAAGGAGCUGCCAUCGGUAUUCAUGUCUACCCCCCUAACUACUACAAAACCAAUCGGCCCCCUCAGCACAAAGGCUAUUAAUACCAUGAAUACCACCCCUGGCACCAAUGGCACCAACGGAAUCAAUGGCACAAAUGGGUGCAGCACUAAGCCAGUGUGCAAGCAUUUCCAAAAGGGAAUUUGCAAGUACGGUAACGGUUGCAUCAAGCAACAUAUUAUGCCAAAUCAGCAGCUGUCUAAGCCAACGGAUGAAUCUCCUAAGAAACUAUGGUCUACUCCAGCCAUUGUCGGUCGCCCACUGGAGCUCUUCGCCACCACCUUGCCGAGCAAGGCUGAAGCCGAGGACUAUAUUCCUGUCAAUAAGGAUGGGGAUCGCCUCGAUGCAUACUGCCCUCACCCGUCCGCGGAUGCUAUGGACCGUUACCACCGCCGUGCCAAGGAAGCCAAGGUCUGCAACAGCUAUCAUCUGUCGGGAGAGUGUGGUGAUAUGAGCUGUCCGUAUGACCACAGUGAUGUAUCUGACACCAUCAUCGAGGUACUCAGGUACCUCUCUCUCCAGCACCCCUGCCCCAAAGGCGGUGCUUGCCGAUCCAUCAAGUGUUACUUGGGCCAUAUUUGCCAGAAGCCCAACUGUAAGGCCGUCAAGAGCUGGCAGUGCCGCUUUAACCACCGCGCGCACACCCUCGAUCUCAAUACCGACAAAUAUAUUACACCGAUCGAACAAAACGAUGACGAGAACUCGCUGUCGCCGUCGGUCAGCGACGAGUCAAUCGGAGGCACGUCCUCUCGGGACACCCUCUACCUCUAA